AUGACGACCAUUCGCAUUAUGAAACGGACACGCAUUGGACAAUGGAACGUGAGGACUUUAAUGGAACCAACCAGACUGGCGCAGUUUGAAGGAGAAAUGGAGAAAAUGCAGAUCGCAAUUGCAGGCAUCAGUGAAAUGAGAUGGAGAGGGAAUGGGACAACAACAACAUCAACUGGCAACCUAGUGAUGCACAGCGGGAGCAAUGAUGGUGGCAGGAAUGGAGUAGGAAUUUACGUGUCCAAACAGUUCAAGCAGACACUAAUCUCCUGGAGCCCAAUAUCCGACAGAAUCAUCAGUGCCAGAUUCCGAUGCAAUGCUAGGCACAUCACCAUCGUACAGUGCUAUGCCCCAACAGAAGACGCCAGCGAUGACAUCAAAGAUGACUUCUACAACGCCCUCACAUCUUCACUCACCAGGAUUGGAAGAGGAGACGUCAAAAUACUCAUGGGAGACUUCAACGCAAAAAUUGGCCCCAACAACAAUGGACUAGAAACAAUAAUGGGAAAACAUGGUGUUGGCUCACGCAGCAAUAACGGUGAUAGACUUAUCGACUUGUGCCAAACAUUCCAACUGGUCAUUGGUGGCACUGUAUUUCCACACAAGGAAGUCCAUAAAUACACAUGGACAUCUCCAAAUGGGCAUACACGCAACCAAAUUGACCACAUCUGCAUAAGUAAGAAAUGGAGACGCUCACUAAUGGAUGUAAGAAAUAGGAGAGGCGCGUCAAUCGACAGUGACCACGAGUUGGUAGUCGGGGAGCUCAUCAUCAAGCUCAGACGAAACCACAACACUGGCACCAGGAACACAAGAAGACCGCCUCCUCUUAACCUACAUCGACUUGGCGACUCCACUCUAUCUACCAGAAUGGCAACAACGCUACGUGAGCAACUAGGGCCGCAGCAGGAGGAGCACUCAUGGGAGUUGACAUGCAGAAUACUGAGAAGCACAGCGGAGGAGGUGCUUGGCACCCGACAACGCAGACAAGUGGAUUGGAUAUCGACACACACAUGGGACCUUAUCAACAGACGGAACAGCCUCAAAUCUAGAGCGGAUCACGACUGCAGAGUUCGAGGUGAAUACAACGAGCUAUGCAAGUUGGUGAAAAAAUCUGCUAGAAACGAUAAGAGGAAAUUACUGGACAGGCUUGCUGAAAACGCAGAAAGCGCAGCAAACGCAAACAAUAUGCGUGCACUGUACCAGAUAAUUAUACUGGUACACUUAUACUUAAUUAUACUUAAUUAUAAUACUGUAACCAACUAUCCGGAAAAUGUCAAAGGCAAACCCAUCCAGUGCGAGAUUCAACCGGAAAACUCCUUACAGAAGAAGAGGCACAAAUCCAAAGAUGGCGACAACACUUCAUGGAGAUCAGCUGCACAGAACAACCAAGCAGCAUACAAGAAGACUCCUUAA
This is a messenger RNA of Drosophila ananassae, 1410 nucleotides long. Its product is annotated as craniofacial development protein 2-like. The record is from RefSeq and is a predicted model, not a curated record. Gene Ontology annotation, biological process: chromatin remodeling. Lineage: Eukaryota; Metazoa; Arthropoda; Insecta; Diptera; Drosophilidae. Gene Ontology annotation, molecular function: catalytic activity. The transcript has a single exon. Bases 1 to 1410 code for a protein of 469 amino acids. Gene Ontology annotation, cellular component: nucleus.